Messenger RNA from Paramecium tetraurelia, 1770 nucleotides. RefSeq lists its product as uncharacterized. The record is from RefSeq and is a predicted model, not a curated record. Gene Ontology annotation, cellular component: plasma membrane. The transcript has 6 exons. Gene Ontology annotation, biological process: cellular response to calcium ion. Gene Ontology annotation, molecular function: calcium-dependent phospholipid binding. NCBI's taxonomy places the organism in Eukaryota, Ciliophora, Oligohymenophorea, Peniculida, Parameciidae.
AUGAAUGACUAACAAAAUACUGAUUCAUAAAUUCAAUAGAAAUUAGAAUUGUUUAUAAGUUGCAGGGGAUUGGCUAAUAUGGAUCUCUUUUCGAAAAGCGAUCCUUUUGUUAUUUUGCAAAUUCAACAAAACCACAAUUGGUUUGACUUUGGCAAAACUGAGAUUAUAAAUGAUAAUUUGAAUCCAAACUUUACAAAAACCUUCAUUAUUGAUUACUUCUUUGAAUGUUAACAGCCUCUAAAAUUUAUAGUUAAUGACGAUGAUGGAGAUGGAAAAUUUGAUUUCAUCGGUAGUGCAGAGACUACAUUAGGUUGUAUUGCAGGUUCUCGGGAUCAAAUGUUAAUUGUUGAUUUAAAAAGAGGUUCUAAAACCACAGGGAGUCUAAUCAUAAAAGCAGAAUAAGUGAGAUCAUUGAAUAAGAAAUUAAGUAUGCAAAUAAUUGGAGAUCAAUUUCCAAAUAGAAGUUGUAUUCCUUGGCUCAGCUUAUGUCCUUUUUUCAGAAUAUAUAGAUAGAGCUAAGAUGCAAAUUAAAAUUUAUUAAUUUAUCAAAGUGAGCAUGUCAAAUUUUGUCUUGAUCCAAAAUGGAGAAGAUUAGAUAUUACUCUAUAAAAACUUUGUAAUGGAAACUUAGACAAACAACUCAAACUUGAAGUCUGGGAUUAUUUCACUACUGGUAAUCCUGACCUAAUUGGUCAUACGUAAUUUAGAGUAAAUGAGAUUAUUGAAAAGAAAAAAUAUCAAAAAUAAUUACUUAAUAGGGAUAAUAACUAAGCAGGUUUGAUCACAUUUAAUGAUGUUAAAAUAUAUGAGCCUCCAACGUUUAUGGAUUACCUAAAGAGUGGAACUUAAAUUAAUUUAAUAUCUGCCAUCGAUUUCACAGGAUCAAAUGGAUCACCAAAUUUAUCAUCAUCUUUACAUUAUAUAGAUAACUAAACUGGAAGAUUAAAUUAAUAUCAGUAAGCUUUACUGGCUGUGGGAGAGAUUCUUCUUAACUACUCAUACGACAAACGAGUUCCCAUGUAUGGUUUUGGAUGUAAGCCAAAUCUAAAGAAUUUUAAGUCUUCUUCAACUUCACAUUGCUUUCCCUUAAACGGCAAUCCCUAAGAUCCAGAAGUUGAAGGCAUAGAGGGUAUUAUGCAAACCUAUAGUAAUGCAUUAAAAAAUGUUAACUUUGAUGGGCCAACCUAUUUUAACCCAUUACUUCAAGAAGUCAUUAAGAUAGCUUCACUGAGCAAGGAUAUGGCAAAGGAUUCAUACUACGUUCUAUUUAUUUUGACUGAUGGUGAAAUUCAUGACAUGAGUUAAACCAUCGAUUCUGUAGUAGCUUCCUCCCAUUUGCCCUUUUCAAUCAUCAUUGUUGGAGUGGGAAAUGCAAAUUUCAAAAACAUGAACAUUUUAGAUGAUGAUGAAGGAAAUUUAAAAGAUUCUAAAGGUAAUCAAUCAUUUAGAGAUCUGGUGCAGUUUGUUCCCUUCAAUUAAUUCAAAGAUAACCCAGAAUUGUUGGCUAAAAAUGUGUUGUAGGAAUUGCCUGAUCAGAUUGUUGAAUAUAUGCAAUUAGUUGAUCAAUAGCCUAAAUUGCAGUAAAAAUAACAAGAUAUUACUUAUUCUGAAUUCAAGUAAACUCCAACGAUAGGCAAUUUCAGUGAAUUAUAAAUCUCAGAUGAAUACAUUCAAUAAUUCAAUCAACAAGGAAGAGAAUGGAAUUCUUAAUAUGAGAACUAUAAAUAAUCAUAGGAUCCUUAUUUUAAUGAAAAAUAACAAUUUAAAUGA